Messenger RNA from Pediculus humanus corporis (human body louse), 414 nucleotides. RefSeq names its product synaptotagmin-7, putative. Gene Ontology annotation, biological process: regulation of synaptic plasticity; positive regulation of synaptic transmission; regulation of membrane potential. Lineage: Eukaryota; Metazoa; Arthropoda; Insecta; Psocodea; Pediculidae. The record is from RefSeq and is a predicted model, not a curated record. The transcript has 2 exons. Bases 1 to 414 code for a protein of 137 amino acids. Gene Ontology annotation, cellular component: presynaptic membrane; cytoskeleton of presynaptic active zone. Gene Ontology annotation, molecular function: transmembrane transporter binding; small GTPase binding.
AUGCUCACACGUGGAGAAGUUAAACUCGGCUUAUUAAUGACAAAAGGACAAUUAGAAGUUGAAGUUACUUCUGCUCGUAAUAUAUUAGGAAGUACAAAAGAUACCCCUCCAGAUACAUACAUAAAAACAUAUUUGAAAGAUAAUGAUAAAACAUUGCAAAAGAGAAAAACAAAAGUUGUUUCGCACAACAUAAAUCCGAUGUAUCGUCAAACGUUAAAAUAUUCCGCCUGUGAUGUUUUCGGACGGACUCUUAUGGUCAUGUUGUGGGAACGUCAAAAAGGUUUCGAUCACAAUCAGGGUUUGGGUGUUGCCGAAUUAGCUUUGGACAAAUUACAAUUAACGCAAUUAACCGUCGGAUGGUAUCCUUUGUUUCCAAUAAAAAAAAUUGAUUCCGACAGUUAUAAUUCUCCAUGA